Molecule: messenger RNA, 1488 nt
Organism: Rubroshorea leprosula
Lineage: Eukaryota; Viridiplantae; Streptophyta; Magnoliopsida; Malvales; Dipterocarpaceae
Source: the annotation of a GenBank genome assembly
AAAAUAACACAAAAUAUCAGUUUGCUACAAAUUGCGGCAGAACUAUGCGAUUUUGACGCAAACUGUAUAAUUCCGUGCCAAUGACCUCAACUAAGCUUCUCUUGAACCUGAAUGAUGUUUACCAUGCCUUGAUAAUCAUCCAAGCUUCGAUUUUCUUGUUGUGGAGAUCCGAAGCAGCCAAAGUCAUCCCACUUCUUACCGAUAGUGAAAUUUGCUCUCUUUUUAUCAAGUUAACUACCGAGACCUUCCGUGCAUGGUUAGCUCCUUGUGUCGGAUAUACUUUUGCUCAGCUAGUGACAGUGGGUGAAUACAUUGACGAUGGACUAAAGACAGUCCAAGCAAACCUUAUGCAACCACCUUAUCCGCACGGGUACGAUCCACAAGCUAAAUAUGAAUAUCAUAAUGUAACAGGUCAUGGUACCGAAUACUGUACAACUCUAACACAUAAAAUUCAAGAUCUCAUCGAUGAAGAAAAACUCCAACUGGAUGAAACUAAGAGUGCUCCAAACAUCACUCAGAAUCCUUUAUCUCCACAUGGUGCACCCACCAUGAAUAUGAUUGCCCUUGAUGAAGUUGAUAGACUCGUAUCGGAGAAUGCCGGUUUUUGGUCUCUUGAUGGAUUGUUUGCCAUUUUGAUAGAGUAUGAUCUUAUUCAGCCAAUUGCAUCAAUGAGCUCAAAUGUUCUGCCAGUAAUGAUUGAUGAUGCUUUGGUCCAUCUUGACGUAUUGCUCAAAGUCUUGAAAGAGGCACAUGUGCCUAAGAACAUUGAUACUCAGAAGUUUGGGACUGUGAUUGGGGUAAUCUUAGCUCCAAAUUAUAUUCAUUUCACUGAUGAUGAGAUUUUCGACAAAGGAUAUGGACAUACUAAAGCUCUAUUUCAGUCCAAUUUGAAAGUGGAUGAGUCUCACGUUAAUCAGUGCAAUACAGUGGUUCAUGCUUUUGAUGGAACAAAGAGGAAUGUGGUUGGAAAGAUUGAGCUUCCAGUGGAAAUUGAUCCUGUGACUUUUGAUGUGGAUUUCUUUGUUAUGGACAAUUCUCCUGCUUUUAAUAUGCUUCUUGGGAGACCUUGGAUACAUGUUGCCAGAGUAGCACCAUUCACCUUGCAUCAGAAAGUCAAAUACAUUGUCAAUGGUGUUCUUGUCACGGUGAAUGGCGAGGAAGAACAUGUCAUCCGAAAGGCUACAACCAUUCCUUGGGAAUUGAUCCUGGAACUUAUGAAUCCUUUUAUCACUCAAUGAAGUAUGUUGUUGCUUUUUAUAUACAUCCAAAGUUCAUACGGAAAUGGGCUAAAAUGGCUAAACCUACUAGGGUUGCUGCUAAAACCAUGCUUUCAUGUUAGUACUAGUUGGGAAAGGGUUUAGGGUUGAAUGGACAAGGAAUUCUUAAGCCUAUUGAAGUAAUUUCAGCUUGGGGCACUUUUGGCUUGGGAUACAAGCCGAAGAAGGAAGAUUGGUAGAGAAUGUGUGUUAUUAAAGUGAAGAAGCGCCU